This is a messenger RNA of Aspergillus novofumigatus IBT 16806, 2350 nucleotides long. Its product is annotated as putative alpha/beta hydrolase. Gene Ontology annotation, molecular function: A2-type glycerophospholipase activity. Gene Ontology annotation, biological process: cardiolipin acyl-chain remodeling. Gene Ontology annotation, cellular component: mitochondrial inner membrane. The record is from RefSeq and is a predicted model, not a curated record. NCBI's taxonomy places the organism in Eukaryota, Fungi, Ascomycota, Eurotiomycetes, Eurotiales, Aspergillaceae. The transcript is spliced from 2 exons. Bases 447 to 2126 code for a protein of 559 amino acids.
UUCCUCAGCUAUACGUUUUUUGCCAUUCAAUCAAUCUUAUCUCAUCGCAUUUAUACGACUUAUGAUACCCUACAAAUGAUUUUACCAUCGUUGAAACUCUAAACAGUCCUGGUUCCUCCAACUUCGUCAUCAUUCCGGCUGCCUGUUGAGCUUCGGGGAUAAGCGGUCUUUGGCUUCGUUUCUGACCGCUGCAAAACGCCCACCUGGCCUUCCAUUGCUGACGGAUUUAUGACCUCUGCGCCCCUUUCCUAUAAAUAUUCUUCUUGUCUCCUUUAUGCGAGUGACAGGGAUACGUUCUCUGUCGCUCUGGACUACAUCGCGACAAGCUGUCCGCCGUGCGACUUCCUUCACUUUCUUCCCAGGUCUGCCGACCCUGGACGUCAUUUGAACCGCCCCGUCUCCUUUCUUCGCCACUUCCCGCAAUUCACCUACGCUACACAUCCUCAAUGACUUCGGAAUCGCUGAGUUCGUCUAAGGACGACCUUCAUGAUAGAGCCCACCAAGGUCCGUAUGUCUCUCAGCAAGAGAGCACGCCAUAUGCCGCCCGAGGGGCUAACGCAGCUGCAGUGCGCUCCUCGUGGUUUCCACUAGGCUACAGAGAAGGCUUCAAUCAAUGGUGGGCUAGCUUGCCAGCUGCGGCAGCAGAGCAUAAAGUCCUUUCUUUCUUGCCCUAUCUCCAGCAUGAACCUCCUACGCAUUUGCAGACCGGAAAGACCACCACUCAACGCGAUGGUGUGGCUCAAAGUCUGCAGUCGGCCGAUCUCAGCCAGCAAGGUGAAGUAUCGGCCAAUUCCACCGACGAUCCGUACGGACCGAGACUAUGGCGCUCCAGCAUGGUUGAAUUGAGCGGUAAGGACAGGGCUCUAAAUGAGUUCUCAGUGGAGAGAGUUGGUGAGGAAGCGGACCAACAUUUGGUCAUGCUUCACGGAUAUGGUGCGGGGCUGGGCUUCUUCUACAAGAAUUUUGAGCCUCUAAGCCGGCUGAAGGGGUGGCAACUGCACGCGUUGGAUAUGUUGGGCAUGGGCCGCAGCACCCGACCACCGUUCCGCAUCAAGGCUAAGAACAGAGAGGAUGCUAUCAAGGAGGCGGAGGAUUGGUUUGUUGAUGCACUGGAGGAAUGGCGCGUGAAGCGCAAGAUCGAACGCUUCACACUGCUUGGCCACAGCAUGGGAGGAUAUAUGGGUGUCGCUUAUGCCCUGAAGUACCCCGGUCGUUUGAACAAGCUGAUCCUUGCCUCUCCGGUGGGGAUUCCCGAAGAUCCUUAUGCUGUUUCUGCGGCUAUGCCCGAACCAUCCGAGUCCAGUUUAGCCCAAGAGUUCACCCAGGACCAGCAAACUAUCGCACAGACAUCGUUGUCUGUCCCCCCGGAAGUAGCCCAGAAAGGCGACAACAACGUCCUGCUCAAAGGCUACGGUAACGCAGCGACAGCGGCACCACCGGAGAGCCGACCGGCCCGCCGCAACAUCCCCAAGUGGUUUGCCUACCUGUGGGAAGCCAACAUCUCUCCCUUCAGUCUGGUACGGUGGGCUGGCCCUCUCGGGCCCCGCAUCGUAUCUGGCUGGACCUCUCGGCGCUUCUCCCAUUUACCCGCCAACGAAGCAAAAGCUCUACACGACUACUCCUAUUCGAUCUUCAGUCAACGUGGCAGUGGAGAGUAUGCUCUUGCAUAUAUCCUAGCUCCAGGAGCCUUCGCGCGUAGCCCUCUGAUUCGGCGCAUCCAGAACGUCGGACGGCAGAACAUUCAGCCUUCGGCCUCUGGCUCGGAGCCUGCGACAGUCACGGACGCCUUUCCCUCGCAACCGCCUUCUGACUCGGCGACUCAGGCUUCUCCACCCCCAGCUAAGCGCGAGACCGGUAUUCCCGUCGUUUUUAUGUAUGGGGACCACGACUGGAUGGAUGCGGCGGGAGGCCUCGCAGCCAAGGCCAAGAUUGAAGAGGAGAAACGGCGGCUGCUCCAGAAUGCUUCACCAGAGGAGCGUGAGGCGGAUAAUGGCUCGGCCAAGGUGGUAAUCAUCAAGGGAUCAGGUCAUCAUAUCUACCUCGAUGGAUGGGAGGAAUUCAACAAAGUGGUAUUGGAGGAAAUGGAAGAGGUGAGCCAAAGGGAAAGGGCUCGGAGUCGGACAUGACGCAAGAGACGCACUGUUUAUCUUGAGCGAUAUACCUUUUCCCCUACAGUAAUGAUUCCCUUGUUUCUAGAUAAACUUUGCAAAUUCUGCGUCAAGAAGAGUUGGACAUACGGAGUGUAUUAUUAGUGUAUAGUUAAUAGAUAUGGUGAAAUGGCCUCAGUCGCUAGAACCCAUGAGUUGCAGAUGCAUAAUCACUCACUGGUCAAUUUUUAAAUCCAAUCGCU